GAACAUCGCCGUCUUCCAUAAAGGCGCUGGUGCAGGUGCUCUGUCUCUUCGGGGAGGAUGCCAUAGGAAGGACGGGCAGGGGAAAGAAUGAAGGAAAACGCUGAGAUAGGACAGCACAGGAUAUGAUAAGCAGGGUAUCAGAUUGGAAACGGUGCGGUGCGAGGAAAUUGAAUAUGAAAGAUUUAUUGAAAGGGGCACUUUGAGCUAUUAUUCCUGGUUGGCAGUAGUACUAUGAUUUGGUAUGUGGCCACUUUGAUAGCAAGUGUUUUUAGCACCCGAGGAACGGCAGCUCAAGGUGCCCACGGAGUGAGAGAGGAGCCCCAGUUUGAGACGGCCCGUGUAGGAGAGAGCGUUGUUCUGGGAUGUGACGUGAGCCACCCCCUCAACGGCCAGCAGACUCCCUAUGUGGUGGAGUGGUUCAAAUUCGGUGUGCCUAUCCCCUUCUUCAUCAACUUCCGUUUCUACCCUCCUCAUGUGGACCCUGAGUACGCUGGUAGAGCCACUCUGCAUGGCAAAGCGUCUCUGCAGAUCGACCAGGUACGCUCGGAGGACCAGGGCUGGUACGAGUGCAGGGUGCUCAUGCUGGAGCAGCAGUACGACACCUUUCACAACGGUAGCUGGGUUCACCUCACGGUCAACGCGCCCCCUACGUUCACGGACACGCCACCGCAGUAUGUGGAGGCGAGGGAGGGCGGCAGCAUUACUCUGACCUGCACUGCCUUAGGAAACCCUAAGCCGGUGGUCACCUGGCUGAGAGAGGGAGAUCAGCUGACCAGCAACAGGAAAUACACGGUGAGUGAUGGUAUUCUGACGGUGCAGGCCAUUGCACGGGAGGACCGGGGAGCCUACAGCUGCCGCGCCCAUAGUGACCAGGGAGAGGCGGUACACACCACCCGCCUUCUGGUGCAAGGUCCUCCCUACAUCGUGUCACCACCUGAAAACAUCACUGUUAACAUAUCCCAGAAUGCCCAAUUUACGUGCCAAGCAGAGGCGUAUCCUGGCAACCUGACCUACACCUGGUUCUGGGAGGAGGACAAUGUCUACUUCAAGAAUGAUCUGAAGCUCCGCGUUCGCAUCUUUAUCGAUGGAACCCUCAUCAUCUACAGAGUGAAGCCGGAGGAUGCUGGGAAAUACACCUGCAGUCCCAGUAACAGUCUGGGCAUCUCCCCCUCCGCCUCGGCGUAUCUGACCGUGCAAUACCCCGCCCGUGUUCUGAACAUGCCACCUGUCAUCUACGUCCCAAGAAAAUUGCCCGGAAUCAUUCGCUGCCCGGUGGACGCCAACCCCCCGGUUAUAUCAGUCAGAUGGGAGAAGGAUGGAUACCCCCUAAGAAUCGAGAAGUAUCCUGGAUGGAGCCAAAUGGCGGACGGAAGCAUUCGGGUGGCAGAGGUCACUGAAGACUCCCUUGGCACCUACACCUGUGUGCCUUACAAUGUCCUAGGUACCAUGGGACAGUCCCCUCCGGCCACUCUGGUGCUAAAGGACCCCCCUUACUUCAACGUGAGGCCCGGUGGGGAAUAUCGUCAGGAGGCAGGGAGAGAGCUGGUCAUCCCCUGCGCUGCUUCUGGAGAUCCUGAGAUUCCAACCAUCGUAUGGAGAAAGGUCGGGAAGCCUAGCAGAAGCAAGCAUAACCUCUUACCAAGUGGUAGCUUACAGUUUGUGUCUCUGAGCAAAGAGGAUCAUGGGGAGUGGGAAUGUGUCGCCACCAACGUAGUAACAAGCAUCACUGCCAGCACACACCUUUUUGUAAUAGGCACGAGUCCACAUGCGCCAAAUAACGUCCAUGUGUCAGCAUCCACGAGCUCUGCUAACGUUUCCUGGGAACCUGGAUAUGACGGAGGCUUUGAACAGACAUUUUCCGUCUGGUACGGCCCGGUGAAGAUAAAAAAUGAUUUAGGGCCUCAUGAUUGGCUGUCCAUACCUGUGCCUGGCUCUCAGACGUGGUUGGUGGUGCAGGGGUUGGAGCCAAAGACUGCCUAUCAAUUCAGUGUGUUGGCCCAGAACAAGCUGGGCACUGGCCCCUUCAGUGAGGUAGUCACUGUGACUACAGGAGGGUAUCCUAUAAGUACCCCUGAACCACUGGUGCUUCUAACUCCACCACGAUGCCUCACAGCCAACCGGACACAGCAGGGUGUAUUGUUGACAUGGCUUCCUCCAGCCAAUCACUCUUCACCGAUCGACCGUUACAUCAUCGAGUUCCGUCUGGGAGAAAGGUGGGAGGUUCUGGACGACUUGAUUCCCGCAACCGAGACUGAGAUCAUAGCACGGGACCUCAUUCAGGACUCUUGGUAUGAAUUCCGAGCGCUUGCUGUAAUGGACGAUCUUGUCAGUGAGAGCAGUAAUGUGGUGGGGGUGUCAAGUACAGACCCCUUCCCUCCCACAGAGAUCUCAGAUGAGGGGCUGGCCAGGCCAGUGGUGGCCGGAAUCGUAGCCACCAUCUGUUUCUUGGCUGCUGCCAUCCUCUUUAGCACGCUCGCGGCGUGCUUCGUCAACAAGCAGCAUCGGCGCAAGCUUAAACGCAAGCGAGACCCUCCGCUAUCGAUUACUCACACAAGGAAAAGCAUUGAAUCUCCGCCUCCUCUUACCCCCUUGCCUGGCAUUCAGCCCUACUGGGAAGAGCCAGACAGGAGCAGCUACAGACCCCCAUCCACCAGCCCUCAGCUGUCCUCCGGGAAGAUCAGCCCCGAGAGCAUCACCUCUUCCCGUCCCCCAUCUUUGGCCAGCGUAGGUGGUCCCGGCCUUUACGUGAAGAAGUUGCCAAGCCCCAGGAAAGAGAAAGAGCUUUCACUCUAUAAGAAAACCAAGCGAGCAAUAACCAGUAAGAAGUACAGCGUGUCCAAGCAUGAGGCCGAGGUCACCACACCCAUCGAGCUGAUCAGCCGCGGACCUGACGGCCGCUUCAUCAUGGACCCCUGUGACAUUGACGCGUCCCUCAAGCCCCGGCGCAUUGAGGGUUUUCCCUUUGUGGAGGAAUCAGACUUGUAUCCCGAGUUCCGCCAGUCAGACGAGGAGAAUGAUGACCCCGGGCCCCUACCCCCUGUCAUGGCCACCCUCAGGCCCCAGAUAUCCCCCGUGUCCUCCAGCCAGGAGUCCUACAUGCAGCCCCCAGCCUACAGUCCCCGGUUCCAGAGGCCUAUGGAAGGUAUGAGCAUCUCGGAGGGUAGUCGGCUUCAGGCCACAGGGCAGAGCCGGGUCUCCCAUUUUCACAGGGUCUUCCCUCCAGGCCCCUUCUAUGGCUAUCUAGGUAGUGGCGCUGAGGUGGAGCUUCACCCUCCGUUUUACAUGCCUGAUGUUAGCCCACGUAGCUCUGCCAUGUCCUCCUCACCAUCAUACCCCCCCGAGGGGCCGUUCCGCCAUCCCACCAUCCCAGAGGAGAGGGAGGAGCUGAGGAUCCAUCAGUUCGGCACUUCCGGCCACGCCCUCCCACUGGUGCAUAGCCCUCCCUCCUCUCGCUCGACCGAGACCUGGCAGCCUCCUGACUUCCCCUUUCUAGGUCAGGAGGGUCCUCGUCUCGCUCUUCCACCUCGCCAUUCCUCAUAUCUUCACCGGGACCUCCCCGAGCCCCCACCAUACCCCUCCCAUAGUCGCACUCUUGGCACAACCUCUCAGCUCCCUUCAAGCUCUGCUUUCCUCCAGCUGGAGGCCCCUAGAGCCCACCUUAGCAGAACUCCCGGCAGGUUCCCGCCUCAGGGCCCUUCAGCCAAGCAUAUAACUAUGCAACAGGCCCAGACUCUGGGGCAGUUGAGACACACUGCCCAUGGUAUGGGCGUACCAGUGUUGCCUUACCCAGGCGCCACGGCCCGCAUGGGGAGCCCAAGCACACUGCACAGCGAGAGCUCAGACGGCUGGAGGUCCGAGGCCCAGCCUUGGCUGAGCCCCAGGGCGGCGCGCAGGAUGGAACUCGGCCUGCAGCAGGUGGUCCUGCAGCCGUCGCGACUUUCCCCGCUCACCCAGACCCCUCCCAGCUCACACGCCGGCUCUCCAGACAUCCUCGUCCGCCCUCCUCCCCGUCCCAGCAUCCUGCGGCCUUCCCGCUCUCAAGAGAUGCCCGAGAGCGCCCGUCACCCCGCCAGUGUCUCCUUCUCCCGGAGGUCUCUUUCCUCUUCCCCUGCCAGUUCACCCACCCAAGGCCAGAGCGGCCAGCGGCCCAGCCUCAGCUAUCGCACACACAUGGCCUUUGCCACAGCAGCGGCCAGCUACCCCUCCCAGUCCCCUUCGCCCUCUGCAGAGAGCAGUGAUGCUUUCGGCCAGAUGCCAUCUCAGAGAAGGACCGAUGAGGAGAUGCUCCCCUCAGAACCCUCUCCAGGGGAGCAUCUAGGUGCAGUGAGAGCCCCUGCAGGGUCUGAGAGCUUUGAAGCACUGAUUUAUUAUUGUAUUAGUAAAGCCAAGAAAUCAACAGCCAACAAGAACAACAACUCCAGAUUCAAGAAAAGGACAGAUGCGUCCUCCUCUCAGACCCAGCAGUCGCAUGCAUCUCAGGCCUUUGAGCAACGAGAACGUCUCAGCUCUCCCUCAAAGAAAAAGUGGAAAAGUCCACUCAGAAAGUCCCAAUGUCUCCAUAUGUCCCCUCUGCUGCGUUGGCUUCACCCCAGAGAAGACAGGAAAUCACUUCUGGCCAGUAUGGACCCAGUCCUCUCAAACUAUGGCUCUCUGCUCUGAAAGCCUUGAAAACCUUGGGGCGGCUCAUCUUCUUGUCCAUUAGCAAAAAUGUUCAAUGGACACACUAUCAGUACUGUUUUGUAAUCAGCCGAAACUAGAUACGAUUUAUUAUCUUCUCCGUUUGGCACAAUAUCCUACACAUAUCUGUAUUUUCUGUACAUUUACACAAAGGAUUAACGUUACAGGGGUGUUCUUUUCGAAGAAAUAGGAAAAGGACAGGAAAGGCUUUGUUUCGUAAAAAAAUAGAUUUCCAAUGUUAGGAAAAAUCCUGCUGGCCACUUUAGGUUUUGUUAAACGUCAAAAUUGUGUAUAUUGUGAAGGAUAGAGAGUUUAAUACUCUGUACAAGUAUGUCCUCAAGACGUGAUAGUUACUACAGGGUUUCUUUUCUUCCUUCUACAAAAUAUUCCUCAAAAAGAUAAAGAAAGAAGUAAUCUGGCACAUAUUUCAGCACUUCUACCAUGUUUUGUGCAAGCUAACAAUUAGUUUUAAAUGGCAUAUGUUGUCUGUUUGUGGCAAAGCUUCAACAGUAUUAAAAAACAUAAAGGGGUUUCAUGUAAGCUAAGAAAGUUUAAAUCAUAUUUUCCUUAAUAAGCUAUUCAACAUGAAAUGUAAAGCACAGCAUAACAUUGAAAAGCUAUUUUUAUGCAGCUGACAUGAAGCCAGUUUUGAAUUCCAAGUGAAGGCAGGUAGAUGAGAAAACAUUAAUUUAUGUUUAUUGUUUAUUGUUCCAUAUUUAUUACAUUUUGCUCUCUUUGGACAGCUUUGAGGCACUUUUUAUCAAUUUAACAACGUGACAGCUUAGGUGGUUGGAGGUAGAAUAAUAUUAGCACCCUGCUGCAAAAAAGAUUCAGAUUCACCUUCAUGCUUUUUGACAUGUUCAGAUGACAUAAUUACAAAUGUAAAGUGCUAAAGUAGAAUUAUUUGGUCCUUGUCUUGCACAAAUGUAGUUAGAAGUGGUGAAAUCCAUUAUUAAUCUUUCUGUAACUUCCUUGAGGAUAAAUGAUCGUUUGACAUGUUGCUUUAGAUAUACACAAAGGAAGUACAGUAGAUAUUGUGCAGACUAAUAUCGUAUAACAUAGCAAAGUGAAAUAAUCCUUACUUUAAUCAGUGGAAAAAGAAAUGACCAGUCUUUUUAGUUACUUUCUACGUACAAAAGUGAACCUCCAAAAGUAGCUAGACUGUGCUCUUUUUUUAAAAAACAAUUUGCAAGUAGAUUGUAUUGUAAUCUUUAGUAUUUGUCAUCCAUCACAGCUCAUCGGACAUAGCAAAGUUUGUGUUAUUUCAAUUACUAAUGGUGAGUCAAGUAUUUUCAGAAGGACGUCUAUUGAGUUCACUAACAGCUGCUGAUCUGCUACCUACAGUAAAAGCUAACCGGGCUGUGUAUAUGCUAGUUUAGUUGAACCGAUGGUGAAUGUAUGGUUUGCUCCUAGAAAUCAGAUUUAUCUGAAGACUUACAGUACAGUUAAUGUGAUGUUUCUCUCUGUUUUAGCUCCUUUAGACACCUGUGCAAAUGAACUUUCUCCAAACAUUUAUGGGAUUUUUGUGGGAAAAUAUAGUAAUACGGUACAGUGUUGUAGGAAAUCGAAUGAAAUGUCAUGCGGUACUUGAAUCAGGUGCACAAACACACAUACUUCUGUGCAUAGAGAUUCACGGAGAAGCCAUUUUAUUGACUACAAGAAAAAAACAUAGGUUGAGUUUAGAGGAUUUGAAUUGUUUACUUUCGUUACUCCCUCUUAUUUUAUGUAGCCAUUUUACUAAAUACAGUAGGAAUACUCAAACCUCUCACAGAAUAUUUAAGCUAGGCUAUUCUCUAUUGCUUUUUUACCCCCAUAUGGUGCGUACCAAUUCGUAAGGCUGCUAGUAAGGCGUAGUCUCCUCGAGGAGAGAGAGGCUGUGGCAAUUUUUAGAAAAUCUUGAUUACAGUACCUGCCUUUAGCUGUCAGGAAAGAAGUACUGAACCUUUGCUACACGUCCUGCAGGAACCCAUUACUGAAUAAGUCCUACAAAAACCACAUAAUGUUUACAUGAUCUAGAAAUAACGUGCUAAGAUGUAGGCACAUCGUACACAUUAUGACUUGGUGCUAUGUCUUUUUCAACUCGUGGUGCUGUGGUUCAGAGGUUAACACAAACCGUCCUCUGUCUUUAACUAACUAAACUAGCUCUGUUGUGAUUUCCUUCAUUGAGUUCUGGUGAGUAGGACUGCAAGCAAUAAAACCUCUCUCCAAGGAACGGUCCUGUGCGCUUACCAUGGAAAUGGAAAAGGUGGAAUUUACAGUUCAGCUUUGACAUACAAAUUUGAAACGUGCUUACAUUAUUAAGUGAUCAUUUGCUGAAUAUCAACAAACACACAAAAUAUUCAUAUAUGGAAAGAUUUAUAAAGUGAUAGAAUUUGCUAGUCUUGAUGCGGCAGCGUAUCAAUGUAUAAUUUAUGAAGUAUGAUACUAAUGUUUUCAUUUAGCAUGGAAAGGACCUGUUUGAAAGACGGUCUGGCGCCUCAAGCGGCAACGUUUUUGUUUUAUAGUGUUUCUUUUGGACACAGUUGCAGUGACGCAUCCCGGCAUAAAUCUGUCAGUCUGAUUUAAGAUGGAGUGUUGCUGUAUAUCUGCGGAUGGUGAUUGACAGUGUAUUUUAUCCAGAACCCCUCGUCUCUGGAAGGAGAACUCAACUGAUAUUUCUCUUGUUAAAUAUACGCGAUUGUACAGGGAGACAUGCCCCCUUUUUCUUGGUAGAGACAAGACUAAAGGGCCAUUCACACAGGGCGUGUUCUUGCGCACUUCUGCAUUGUUUUUGAUCGCAAGAACGCGUCCUGUGUGAACGGUCCCUAAAAGGGCACAUUUGCAGGAAUUGUCAUAUCAUCUCUUUGAUUGCCUGUAUUUAAUUAUUGUGCUUACUACUUAUGGUGCUUUUGUGAAACUUUUUUAUUUUCAAAUUAUUUUAUCGUUUGAACAGAACUAACCUUACACGAGAGAGUUUGACCUGUUUGUCAUGUUUUAGAUAAAGUGCAUCUUUCUGUUCUUUAUUCUUUGCUGUUCAUAUUAACCAGCACUGAAAACUUAGAAUGUAAUUCUGCAUUAUGCACUAAUUUACGACUGUUUUAACAUUAAACCUCAUACUUAGAGCUUAUUGGAAGCAUAUUUCAAACAGCAUUUUUGUGCUUUUUACUGCUUUUAAAAUUGUGUUGUACAUUGUUUACAGAUUAUAUUAUCUGAAGAUGUGUUCUGGGCAAACAUGUUUUUCAUCUUGACAUCCAAAAUGCAAUGUAUAAGAGACUGUUCUUAUUUGAAGAAAAAAAAUCAUAAAAUAGAUUUUUUAUUUCAGAAUUAUUGGAUUGAAUGAUUGAAUGACUUGAUUGGAGGCUUCUUUGUUAAGUAAUCUGAUUUAUUUCAGGUAUUAUUCUUAAACAGUAUGGUGCUGUACCAAAGCCUUAUGUAAAAUACUAUGAUGUAUUGUUUGAUUAAUCUGCCACUGCUAAAGAAUUCUCCAAGAAAUUGUUAGACAAAACUGAUUAUGAUGCACAGUGCAGUGUGCCUCUAUUUUAUUGUCCUGGAUUAAUACGUAAAAGUAUUUUUCAUGGACGUCCAGUGUCUCUACAUACUCAGAUGUUAAAGAUAUGGUGCCUGGUGUGUCUUCAUGCUGCUAGGAGUAAAUGUUAAUAAUGUUUCCUAUCUGUUCAACCACCAUCUGAAUUGUGACAUUGACCUCCACAAUAACACAGUUGGACACCUUGAUUCAGCAUCUUGAUAGUUAAAGGGAACAACCCUGCAUUAAGCAAUGGCAUUUUUAGAAUAAAGGAAAAUUCUGUUGG
This is a messenger RNA of Triplophysa rosa, 8465 nucleotides long. It is a transcript of the gene igsf9ba, whose product is annotated as immunoglobulin superfamily, member 9Ba. The record is from RefSeq and is a predicted model, not a curated record. NCBI's taxonomy places the organism in Eukaryota, Metazoa, Chordata, Actinopteri, Cypriniformes, Nemacheilidae. Gene Ontology annotation, biological process: cell-cell adhesion. Gene Ontology annotation, molecular function: protein binding. The transcript is spliced from 21 exons. Bases 232 to 4659 code for a protein of 1475 amino acids.